AGUUCAUCUCGGAUAUCGACAACUUACUCACAACCUGUUAAUCGCAUGCUUAAAAAUUUUGUUUGUGGGACUAACAGAGAUCCCUCCUCAGAGCAGAGCUUUCACCUUUUAAUAUGCAAAUGUUAUCAGUAGCCAGGCUGACUCUCCACCCAGAAGCGGCGGCCCCUAUGACCGAGCCGUGGGAAGGCAGCGCUUUUUAAAAUUAGUUCAACUAAACCGCACGUGAACGAGGAAACGAGACGGUCAUAUCUGGCGGGGCGGGAAGAAUGACCGAUUGAGCCGAUUCCCGGGCGGCCAUCUCCGGCAUGUGGAAAGGCAGAGGUUUCAGUGGUCGCUCUGUCAGUGUUCCAGACUUGGCACUCCAGUCCAGUGAAGUGCUAACCUCUCUCAACAUCUAUGUAGAGCUGAAGGGAGGAAGUGAAGCUGAGGUGGGGCCACUGAAUGAAAACAUCCAGUUGAUCAGUAGCCUCGAUCUUUCUGACAUCUGUAGUAAUGGCAACAUGAAAUCUCUCCAUAAUGGAUGCGCAAGUGCCAAUAUCUUAUCUGUAGAUACUACGGAUUCCAGAAUGUUCGAGAAUUCAUCUCAUCCGAAAGUAGAUAAUGGCUUUCGUGACCAUAGUAGCAACAGUGGUCAGGAAAUGGGAGAGAGUAAGUUGACCCCUUCAAAAAUCAUGCAUUUCAUUUCAAAUCCUAAGAAGUAUACGAAUUGUAACUCUGACAGUCGACCACAUUCUGUGAUAUUGCUGGGAAAUUCUCCCACUUGGAAUGCCUUGUCAUCUUUCAGAAAAAUGAGUUCUUUUAAAAAACUCAAGUCCUCAGUUUUUCAAGGAAUUCAAACCAGAGGAAAUGCUGAGGUCAUAAAUGUGGAAAAUUUUGAAAAUGUGCACAAAUUUAUGCAAAACGGCCAUGGUGUGCAAAUACAGAAUAAACCUUCUUGCACAGCCACGUUGCAAGAUUUGUGUAGUUCCGGGGAGGAUUUGGCUUCAGAUGUUUCCGAAACCGAAGAUGUUGAUGAAGCUUUUUUGCGCCAUACCCACAGAUCACGGAGCAUUAGACGUGCUUAUAGGGUUGGGCGGAUAAAUUUAUUAGACUGUGAUAAAUCCCCAAUACAAGAGGGCUGUACCAAAGUUGUGUCUCUUGUGCCCCAAGCAUCCAACAUUAAUGAUUCAAUGGUAGCAAAUGGUCAAAAUCACAAAACUAUCAACAGGAGAAGCAAAAGCACAGACAAUUUAAGCUUUUUCAAGAAAAGUUCAUUUAAAAGGAAAUCAACCUCUAACCUCACAGAGAUAAAAGUGACCCGUGAAAAUGAAAGAUUACAACGCACAGCAAGUGCUUCAUCAGCAGAAGAAAAAUCUGGCAACACUGAAAGGCGAUCAAAACGCUGGAGGAGCCCAAUCAGAGCUAAAGAUUUUGACAGAAUGCUAAAAUUAGUGAGUAAUGUUGCAGAUGUUGCAAGGAGACUGGAGAGCCCAUCAAAGGAAAACUCAUCUUCAUGUGAAAGUAGAAAUGGGACUCGCUCUAAUAGCAGGCUUCAUGAUGAUUAUUCUCGAAGAGUUUCUCAGAGUGUUGACAGUGAAAGACACGGAUUUGCCUCCCCUAACUGGAACCAACCCUCUGCCUUUCCUGAAUCCCCCAACUUAUUCACUUCCACAGUCACCCUGACUACUGUUACACAGUUGGAAAAGUCAUUAUCCUCACCAGACUUUCAAACCAGCAGGUCUUCCCAAUGUUUAAACCUGGCUGUGCUAAAAUCAAAUAGUCAAUCUACUUUCUCUGCUCUUAGCCCUUCUGCCAAUGAAGUAUUCUUUGAUUCAAAUGAAUCCAAACAGACCAGUCCGUUUACGUUUGAAGCUGAGCAGUCUGCUAUUCCAGUCAGACCAACUGCUCCUAAACCUCAGAGUCCAAGCAUUGAAAAGACUAAACCCAAUAUUACAUUCAACUGUCCAAAUCAACAUAGUACUUUAUCACUUAGUUCUAUGGACAGUGAUGGGCGAACUGAAGGAACUGUCUCAAAAGCUGGAAAAUGUUCAGUAUCAUUUAAGGAUCUGGGACAAGCAGUUUGCUUUGAUGAUGGUAAUGAAGAUAGUGGAAUAAGCAGUCAUUCACAGCUUAGUCUGAAUACAACCAUUUCUGGAGUGGAAGAAAAAAAGGAGGUUUCUUCUGAAGAUCAAUGGAGGAACCAACCCCCUUCCACAGAAGACGAAAAGACAGAUGGACUAAAGGUUGGGCAAAGAAGGUGGAACUCCUGGAAAAGCAGGCAACGACAACGACCUCUUUCAGAUUAUGGUCAAUUCGCUAAUACAAAGUUUUCUAUCCCAGAGAACGGUUUGCCUAUUCAGUCUCAAAAAAUUGACACUGCAGAGAAUGAAGUCACAGUUGUUGACUCCCAACCAGAGAAAUGUGUCAGGAUUCAGCUCCACAGAGAUCCAAAAAGGAGGCCAAUCUCUGUAAUUGGUGGUGCCAGUAUCUAUGAGAAUAAUCGCUCAGAAGAAAUAGUGGAUCUUCUUACAAUACAAACAGUUGCUCGACCACCCCUUCCCUCACAUCAGGUACCACCAUACAAAGCUGUCUCUGCCAGACUUCGACCUUUCACUUUCUCCCAAAGCACACCCAUUGGCUUAGAUCGGGUUGGGCGUAGGCGGCACUUGAGAACAUCAAAUCUUUCUGCAGAUGGAAGCACAGAGUCUUCUGCACUUGCUGAUGACAAUGGCAGUGAAGAAGAUUUUGCAUAUGAGGAAAUAUGCCAGGCAAAUCCCAGAUACCUUCAACCUGGUGGAGAACAGCUUGCUAUAAAUGAGUUGAUAAGCGAUGGCCACAAUGUCUAUGCAGAAGCGUUAUGGGAUCAUGUUACAAUGGAUGAUCAGGAACUUGGAUUUAAAGCUGGAGAAGUCAUCAGAGUCCUUGAUGCCUCCAACAAGGAAUGGUGGUGGGGCAUGAUUGAAGAAAGAGAAGCCUGGUUUCCUGCUAGCUUUGUUCGACUGCGAGUUAACCAAGAAGAUGCUGCAGCUGAAUGCACUGGAAAGUUUGCAGAUGAACAACUGAAUGCCAGAUGUAGUAAACACCUACUCAAAAAUGCAGAGAAUCAGAGACAGAUGCGAACAAAUGUUAUCCAAGAGAUCAUGAACACAGAACGAGUCUACAUCAAGCAUCUGAAAGACAUCUGUGAGGGAUAUAUUCGUCAGUGUCGCAAACAUACAGGAAUGUUUGCUGAAGCGCAGUUAAGUAUUAUAUUUGGGAACAUUGAAGAUAUUUAUAAAUUCCAAAGGAGAUUUUUGAAGGACUUGGAGAAGCUAUUCAACAAAGAUGAACCUCACCUGAGUGAAAUAGGAUCCUGUUUCCUUCAGCACCAAGAAGGAUUUGGAAUAUACUCGGAAUAUUGCAACAAUCAUCCCAGUGCAUGUGUUGAACUUGCCAACCUAAUGAAACAAAGCAAAUAUCGACACUUUUUUGAGGCCUGUCGACUGCUUCAACAGAUGAUUGAUAUUGCCAUUGAUGGCUUUCUUCUUACACCAGUCCAGAAGAUCUGUAAAUAUCCACUACAGCUUGCUGAGUUGCUCAAAUACACUAACCCUGAUCACAGUGAUUAUGAAAACAUCAGAGCUGCAUAUGAAGCAAUGAAGAAUGUAGCACAUCUGAUUAAUGAACGUAAAAGACGAUUAGAAAGUAUAGACAAGAUUGCUCAAUGGCAAGUGUCCAUUGUAAACUGGGAGGGACAAGAUGUUUUAACUAGAAGUUCAGAAUUGAUUCAUUCUGGCGAGUUAAUGAAAAUCUCAUGUCAAGGAAAGAGCCAACAAAGAACAUUUUUUCUGUUUGACCAUCAGUUAUUUUUCUGUAAAAAGGACUUGUUGAGACGAGAUAUGUUGUACUACAAAGGACGUAUUAACAUGGAUGAGGUAAAAAUACUGGACAUAGAGGAUGGUAAAGACAAGGAUUUUAAUGUUAAUGUGAAAAAUGCCUUCAAAUUGAGAAAUAACGCAAUGGAGGAAGUCUACCUAUUCUGUGCCAAAAAGCCAGAAGACAAACAGAAAUGGCUCCAAGCAUGUAUAGACGAAAGAAAAAGGGUGGAAGAAGACCAAGAAAUGGGAUUUGUAAUACAUGAAAAUCAGAAGAAACAAGCAAUGUUAAAUGCCAAAAAAUCCAGGCAUGGGAAAAUGAAGAGGGUGAAUUAUAGCGGAUUUUCUGCUCCUCCUCCGCAUCAAUCUCUGCAUCCAAUCCACCAGCGACAUAUAACUGUGCCUACCAGCCUUCCUCAGCAACAAGUGUUCGUAUUGGCUGAGCCCAAACGUAAAGCUUCCCCCUUCUGGCACAGCUUUACCAAGUUGACUCCCUUUAAGAAAUGAAAAUACAAGUUACCACAAACUGAGAAAAAUUAAAUCAGUCACUGGCGUUUAAGGGUUCUGAGAAAAAUAUCCAGCUCUGAGAAGUUCAACAAUAAAGAACUAUCAAUUAUGUACAUUACACUUUAUUUCUACCCCCACCAUAGCCCAGUUGAGGCCUUUCUGACAACUGUGUCAGCCAAGCAGUGAAGAUAAUAGAACUAUGUGGCAAGCAUUCACAAAAUCCCAAGCUUCAAAAUGUACUCUGAACUCCUAGCAUACUCCAACUGAUUAUUUUACAGGUGAUGUGAAUUAUUUUCAAUAACUUUGAAAAGCAUUAUUGUUGAGAACAGUUGCCAUUAUUUUACCAUGCUGUGUCUGUUCAUUCCUUUCUGUGCAUUUGUAUUUGACCUCUUUAUUUGCCUUGCUAUUCUAUGGAAAAUAGAAAUUAAAAUUUGCAAGUACCCAGUUGAAAUGCGAAUCUAUUGUAAAAUUAUUCAAGUAAGUGUACCACAAUAAUGAGAGCUGAUGCUGGUCAGUAUAUGCACAUUUUAAGUAAGCAAAUGUUUUGAAGUCUGCAGUAUAAAAAGCACGUUGCAUAUUUUGUGGUUAGAAUUAUAAUGGAAUUCCAUAUUAAUAUGGAAAGAAAUAUAAUUUUUUUUGUAAUAGUGUCUGAUAUGUGCUUUAAAUGCAAAUGAAUGUAUAUGAAAUACUUCAUUGCAAUGAAAGUGCCAUCUUGUGCUCAAAAGGGAAACUAAAGUUUAUUUUUUCCUAUUGGAUCAGUAUUUCAACCUGUCCAGGCCUUUAAAGUUCCUUGUUUACUUGCAUUGGAAAGCACAAUAGGACUUCUUUCUCAUCUGAAUGCAGCAAAAAUUAUUGGCAGUAAUGCAGAGUUAAUCUCUUCUUACCAUUAAAAAUGAAGAUUACCAAAACAAGCAUAUGGAACUCAGUGCUUUUUGUUUUAUUUUCCUGUUUAUGGCAUGGACUAUAAGCACCAAAUCCAAACUACUGUGUCACCAAUUCUAGCUGGAAUGUUUCUUAGUGAAAACAAUAAUAACUCAUGGUUUCCAGGAAUGCCGUGCAGCCUUAGAUAAGCAUAGCAUCUUGAAAAUGUGUCAAACUUCUUGGCUGUAUUUAUUUUAAGUCUUGUCUUUAAACUCUGCUGUCUAUAGCAGCAGUCUCUUUGUUUUGCUGCUGUUGAAAAUCUUUUUUUAUGAAGGAUGUCUUAAAAUUUUUAAAUGCUCUUAGAUUUUAUUUAUAACAAAAACAUUUUGAAAGCAUGUAUCUUGAAAUUACAAAGGAAACCGGUUGUUGGGGUAAUGUUACUAGCAAACUGCAGUGCAGCUUUUAUGAACCAAAGAACAUGGUGACUAGUUAUCACUCAACAUUGCAUUACACUUUGUGAUUUUGAAAAUAUCCAGCAAAUGGAUACUUCCAAAUUAUCUGCAAUAAAUGGGUUGUUCUGUACAUAGUCAGGAUUUGUGUGUCUUGACACCUUUAUUGAGACUGGUUUUCCUCUUACGAUGUUACCACCUAAUAUGUGAUAUCUGGUAUGUACUGUUAAAUUUCCACGCAGUCCUCUGAUGAGAAGACCACUUCAAAACCAUGUAAUUGACUGCUGUACAAUAUUAGUAUUUUGAGCAUAAAUGUACAUAACUAAUGUAACUUUUUUUUUGUAGAUUAGUUUUUAUGUUGCAGUGAGUGAUUUAUCUGCAGUUAAUGUAAUAAAACAAUUGCUUAAAAAGUCAUUUAUUUUGGUGAAAUAAAUAUGAUUUUCUUGUUCCAUA
This is a messenger RNA of Chiloscyllium plagiosum (whitespotted bambooshark), 6103 nucleotides long. Its product is annotated as spermatogenesis-associated protein 13-like. Gene Ontology annotation, molecular function: guanyl-nucleotide exchange factor activity; protein binding. The record is from RefSeq and is a predicted model, not a curated record. Lineage: Eukaryota; Metazoa; Chordata; Chondrichthyes; Orectolobiformes; Hemiscylliidae.